This is a messenger RNA of Clarias gariepinus (North African catfish), 1277 nucleotides long. It is a transcript of the gene tmem150b, whose product is annotated as transmembrane protein 150B. The record is from RefSeq and is a predicted model, not a curated record. The transcript has 9 exons. The coding region runs from base 158 to 1018 and encodes 286 amino acids. NCBI's taxonomy places the organism in Eukaryota, Metazoa, Chordata, Actinopteri, Siluriformes, Clariidae.
UAAGAACAUACAGUAAGUCACAGAGCCAGGCCACAUAAGGAACUUUCUUUUAAAUAAAUUCUGUUCUGCGAUUGGAAGCUUUUGGUCAAUAAAAGGACUCCCACCCAUUGCAAGGAUAGUACCACAGCUGCUGUGUCUCAAAGGCAUUCUUUUGAGUAUGGGAAAGACGAUCCCAGGGAUAUAUAUGGCCUGGAACGAGCGAGGAAGUGCUCAAACAGAGGAGGACACAUUCAGAUGCACAAACCCAUUGCCACGCAAUUUUCUUGUGGACAUCAUGUGGAUGUGGGCACUACUUCCUCUUAUUCUGGCAGCGUUUGGCAUUCUAGGUGUUUGGACCAUUUUUGGUAUAGCUAUGUCUAAUGGGACAGUCAACCUGACAGUCGAGUUCCCUUACAUCAGCACUUGUGGAGCAUAUAACCCUCAGAGCUGUCUCUUCUCCCAGAUAUGCAACAUCUGCUGUGUGCUAGCUCUGUGGAUUGUGAUUAUAAGAUUUCAACAGGUCAGAGAUUUGAAUUGUGCAUCUCGUGUGAACACAGUGAGUCUGGUUCUGGGAUUCAUUUCAUCAAUAGGAAUCUCCAUUCUGGGAAACUUCCAGCAAUCAGUGCUGUUAAGCGUUCACAUAUUGGGUGCAUUUCUGGCAUUUUUUGUGGGUCUGGCAUACUUCUGGGUUCAGGUAUGGCUCACUUACCACGCAAAACCAUCGAAUGACAAGAAGUGGGUGGGGCCUGCACGGAUCAUUUUGUGCAGUAUUUGCACUUGCUUGGUUCUUGUCAUGUCCGUGCUCCAUAAGACAGGCUACCGAUCUGCAUCGGCCAUAUGCGAGUGGGCUUUGGUCAUGUCCUUCUUCAUGCUAUUCGCCAUCUUCUCCGCAGAGUUUCGCCACAUUGAUUUCUUUAAGCUACAUGUGCAGAAAGAGGGGUUUAGCAAUCCCCACAGCCUUGAGGUUAGGACGCAGCAAAAUAACACGGUGACACUGAACGGACAUUUAUCCAGCACAGACACAUCUGUUGACAAUUGACAAGUUUGAUCUGCUGUGUGGAUGUAAAGAUAUAUAAUAUUGUGCUGUAUGGGUUUACGCUGCUAAUAUGGACCUAAUGUUAUAAGAUAAGAAAAUUUUCUUAUCCAGUGUAUCAGGUUUUAAAGAUGUCUAACUUAUAACCUUAAGCCAUUCUGUUCAGAUUUGACUGAAGAAUAAGUCUAUCUGCUCACAUUUGUUAAUGACUUCGCUCUUAUUUAUCUUUAUCUUGCUAAAACAAUAAAGAAUGAUACAUAACCAA